AUGAACUCAUUAGUCGAAACAUUUAACAAUUUUUGUCCUCCAGCAGUUAAUACCAAAGAAUGGCUCGACUCUUUUAACCCCUUCAUAAGCACAACAAGCUCACGUUGUAGUAACAAUACUGCUUUCUCUGAUAAAUUGUCACCAUCACCAUCACCAUCAUUACUCGCUCCAUUAAACUACAAUUAUCUUCCACCACUUUUAGAAAAAAAUCUUGUGAGAAAAUCUAGCGCAACUUGUCAAGAAUGUGGCAAACUUUACAUGGGUAAUAACUCACGUUCCAUUUUGAGACGUCACUUGGCACAAAUUCAUAAAGUAACAUUACGCCGCGGAACACGCUGGGAUAGUAACCCAAAUCGUCCUAAAAAUGAUGAAGAAAGGCGUCAACGAAUGUUAGAGUCGAAACGAAAAUCGGCCCAAAAAUUAAGAGCAAGAAAAAAGGCUUCAAUAAAAAUCGAGUUAAAUAUUGAUUUAGAUUCUGUAUCAUUAGAUAUUUUGUUAAAUUCCACUUUUAGUCCUCAUAAAAUACUUCAAAUUCACAAAAUCCGUUUGAAACUUUCAAGAGAUUAUUACACAGUUAAU
Entrophospora candida is the source of this 579-nucleotide messenger RNA. The record is from the annotation of a GenBank genome assembly. Lineage: Eukaryota; Fungi; Glomeromycota; Glomeromycetes; Entrophosporales; Entrophosporaceae.